Polyodon spathula (Mississippi paddlefish) is the source of this 2192-nucleotide messenger RNA. RefSeq names its product tumor necrosis factor ligand superfamily member 10-like. Gene Ontology annotation, biological process: immune response. Lineage: Eukaryota; Metazoa; Chordata; Actinopteri; Acipenseriformes; Polyodontidae. Gene Ontology annotation, molecular function: tumor necrosis factor receptor binding. The transcript has 7 exons. The record is from RefSeq and is a predicted model, not a curated record. Gene Ontology annotation, cellular component: membrane. Bases 1 to 1074 code for a protein of 357 amino acids.
AUGAGAACUCUGAUGCAGCCAGUAGCAGAUGCCACCUCCUCCAUUAACACCAGGCUCCUCCCCCUGGACUCCCAGCUGCAGGGAUUGGAAAAUGACAAGGGGAAAAACAGGUCUAUUGGAUUCCGGCCCGUAUCGAUAGCCCCGCCCACAUUCACAUUAAAACUCAAAUCUUUUUCGGUUCAGCCAGAGUUUAGUCGGAUAGGGAUCAUUAGUAUGGCUAGCUCGAACUCUGUACAGAUUCUCGGAUUUCUACUGCUUUUUGCAAUUCUUCUGCAAACCAUAGCUGUGGCUGUCACUUUUGUAUACUUCACCAACGCCUUAACUAUGUUGAAGGAAACAUUUUCCAAGAGUAGUAUUUCCUGCCUGGGGAAAGCCAACUUAAACUCCUGGGAGCUGUUGGGAGACAUUGAAGUACAGAACGAGGAUGAUCCCUGCUGGCAGGUCACGCAACAGCUCCACUUUUUAAUAGAAAAGACCAUGUCAAAUCGCUAUCAGAAGGACUUGUCGUCUGCUGUAAAAGAUGAAGUGUCCCGAGUCAUUCCAUCCCUCACCACUGAAAUCCAAGGAUCUCUACGCACUGAGAUAGCAGCUCACCUCACCGGGAACUUCAUGAGGAAUGCACAAAAAGCAGGAAGUGCAAUGAUGAGGAGAGUCAAAGGGCAAAAGAUUCAGAUGUGGGAAUCUAAGAAAGGCCUGGCAUUCCUGCACAAUCUGCAGUUCAAGAAUGGCGAGCUGAUCGUCCCGAGAACUGGACUUUACCACAUCUACUCCCAGACCUAUUUCCGACACACAGCUCCCUCUGAUGGCUCUGAAGUGUCUCAGAGAUCCGUAAGGAACAAACAGAUGCUGCAGUACAUUUACAAAGUAACCUCUUAUCCCAACCCCAUACUCUUAAUGAAAAAUGCAAGGACAACAUGCUGGUCCAAAAACACAGAGUACGGGCUGUAUUCAAUCUACCAAGCCGGAGUGUUUGAACUGAAAGCUAAUGACAGAAUAUUUGUCACAGUCAGUAACAUCAGUGUAGUUGACAUGGACGAAGAGUCGAGUUUUUUCGGAGCCUUUUUGGUCAGCUAAAGGAAAUGAAUAUAGGGUAGGUGUCUCGACUCUUACUACAUUUCUAUAUCUCAUACCCCAUUUACUGGGGUGUGCUGUCAAUAACUGCAAACGCUUGAAGAAGAGUUUGUGAUGGCACCAGUCUGCAGAGCCGCCUUUGUGCUAGAGUCGUGCGUUUCCUAUGCAGGCAAGAUUCAACCCAGCUGUGCAUUGAUGCCUCGGGGCUCCGUUGCACACAGUAGAGGGUGGUUCAGGGCUGGUCUUGGUGGUUUUCCUGCCUGGAUAUAGAAAGACGUAGAAAACUAAUACAGGUCCUAUCUAACAUGUAUGGGUUUUUUGUCAGAAACAUUGGCAAGUGCUGUCUUACAGAAUUCGUGUCCAGGGUAGGGUCACCAUAUGACUCCAUGCACACUAUGACAGUUUGAGACAGUUCAGGCUUUUCAACUCACAAUGUACGUUUUACCUGGCUCAAGUACCUGUCAAAGCAGGAUUACGUUUACCAGAAUGCAUUGGGGUGUGAGUUGAAAACUCCAAACUGUUUAAGUGUACAUGGAGUCAUGUGGUAGCCCUAGUCCAGGGUUAACCCAGCUAAUGUUCAUAUGAGUUGGAAGAAAGAGAAAACUGACUUAGAUUCCUAUAGUAGGAAUUCUAGUCUGACGGAGCUUAAUGAACUAAUGUUAACACUACAUUCUCUUUUUUAUGAGAGCGAUUAACAGAGAUCUGCAAGGGAAUCCAUUAUAUUCAGUAUUAGCAAAAUAGUGGGUUUCAUCCCACAUGCUGCAUGUUCUGUAUAUUUUUACGUACUCUGUAUUGUAAAUAUUUUGUAUAUUUUGUAAAACUUAUUAUUGUCUCACUGACACAUGGUGUAGCACUGUUAGCAAUGGUAAGUAGUAUUGAAUGCUUACGGGGUAACUUAACCCAUUAAGUACCAAAUAUAUUUUUAUUUGAUAAAAGUCAGAACGCAAGCUGUGUUUAUGUCAUUUGAUACAUUGCAUUUAGACCCAACUUUUGCGGUUAAUAAAAUUAGAGUAAGGUAUUAGAGGAAUAUAGUUAAAGAGGAAAUUAAAAUAACUGGUAGAUACCAAUUAAAAAUGCUCCAAAUAAUUGAAGGUCAAAGGUUUUCUAAAUCUUCUCAAUUA